Messenger RNA from Pelmatolapia mariae (spotted tilapia), 3185 nucleotides. RefSeq names its product kinesin family binding protein (gene kifbp). Bases 25 to 1938 code for a protein of 637 amino acids. The record is from RefSeq and is a predicted model, not a curated record. Gene Ontology annotation, molecular function: protein binding. The transcript has 13 exons. Lineage: Eukaryota; Metazoa; Chordata; Actinopteri; Cichliformes; Cichlidae. Gene Ontology annotation, biological process: microtubule cytoskeleton organization; central nervous system projection neuron axonogenesis; neuron projection maintenance.
GCCAGAACGCCGAAGAGGACCAACAUGGCGUCCUUCAACAGCAACGAAUGGAGAGCUAUCUGCGACAAAUUCACGAACGCCCAAAAUCUCACAGAAAUAGAAUCACGAAACGACCCAGAAAAUGACCCCUUCCGCUCUAAAUACAAAGCCAGGGAGCUUCUCAGAGAAAUAUACUGCUCGCUAAAGAAUUUUGAAGCGGGCGAAGGUGAGGAGGAGGGCGGCGGAGAGAGCGGCGACCAACGGCCGACAGAGCAGCCGGUGGACGGGCAGAGAGAGGACCUGUUCGGCCAGGGCUUCAGCGGUGAUUCACCAGCCGGGUUGCGGGCCGCAAGACUCGGAGCUGUGGAGUACUACCUGGGCGUCAACCAUGUGGACACGGAGGAGCUUUCAGCCGGGCAGGAGCACCUAAUGAACUGCAUGAAGCUGCUGGAGAGAUGCAGAGUGUCGUCCCCGAAUGUGUCCCUGUUUAUCCACGUUAGGAACCAGCUGGGUAUCCUCUGGGCAGGCCGGGAUGAGACAGAGACUGCACAGGGCUUCCUCGAAACUGCAGAAUCCAUCUAUCAACGUUACAUGAAGGAGGAUGGUAGUCCUCCCACUGAUAUGACAGAGUACUUUGCUGCUGAGGAGAACCUGCUGACUCACCAGGAAAGGAUUAAGAGGUUUGAGUUGGCCUACACCCAUACCAUGUACUACCUUGCUCAAGUUUAUAAAAACCUGGGUCAAACUGAGCGUGCCGCUACGUACUGCCACACAACCCUGCAGAGACAGCUACAGUUAAAUCAGUUUACUCCAAUGGAGUGGGCUCUAAAUGCUGCUACACUAUCCCAGUAUUACAUCACUAAGGGCCGCUACAUGGAAGGCAGACACUGCCUCUCAGCAGCUACUGUUAUUUCUGAUUUGGCGGGCGAGGUUCCUUCUGAGGCUGCAGCACAAGAGAAUGAGGCAGAGAGUGAACGCAGGGAACAUCUAAGACAGAAGAGAGCAGAGAUUGCAAGAUGUUGGAUAAAAUACUGUUUGAACCUCCUGCAGGAUGCCAAGAAGCAGCUAGAGGACAACAUCGGUGAGCUGGAUACCGAUCGUCAGGAGGAACUGAAGAGAGCUAGACGACGUGAGGAGGAGGAAGAAGAAAAGGGCAGGAAGAGUGCUCUGCUGUUUGGCUCUGAAGACACCUUUGACUCUAUUGCUAGCAUUGAAGAGAAGGUGAUGUGUUUGUUCCCCUUGGACUUCACUGAGGCCAGAUCUGUAUUCUUGGUAGGACAGAAUCAUGUCACACAGGCCAAGGACUACUUUCAGAUGGAUGGCUAUGUGACAGACCACAUAGAGAUUUUGCAGGAUCACAGUGCUCUGUUCCGAUCCCUGGCCUUCUUUGAAGAGGAUCUGGAGCGGCGCUGUAAGAUGCACAAACGAAGGGUGGACAUGCUGGAGCCGAUCUGCAACGACUUGAACGCACAGUACUACCUAAUGAUCCGCAGACAGUUGAUGUUCGAAUUGGCUGAGACCUACAAUGAAAUGAUGGACCUAAAACUUGCAUUGGCCAACCGACAAGCAGACACGCAGUCUCUAGAUAACCACACCAUUAAGAAAUUUAACCAUCUCUGCUCUGCCUCUGCCAAGUACUUCCAGAUGUUCUUAGACUCUCUGUGUUCCCCAGAAGGGAAAUUUCCAGAGCGCCUGGAGGAGGAGGUUCUCAGACCAGCUCUGGUCGCACGCUUCAGAGUGGCUCGACUACACAGCCGACUCAUCAGCACCUCACCUACUGUUCAACUGGACAACCUAAACAAAUCUCUAGAAAACUACAAGUAUGUGGUGCAGUAUUGUGAGGCCAACCCUGAGGCAGGAGCCGCCGUGGAGACAGAGCUGGAGCUGAGUAAGGAGAUGGUCGGGCUCCUCCCUCUCAAAAUCAACCGCCUCAAAGCAAGGAUGGCCUCAAACAACUGAAAGACUCCACUCUUUACGUCACUUGCUUACUAAUCCGGUUAAAGUCAUCAUUUUGAGGCGCUCAUCGGACACUCCCAUCUAAAAACUGAAUGGAAACUGACUGAUUUCUGUGUUUAUAUUGGCUUCUUUUUGUGCAGUGGGCAUGCUGCUUUCACUGUUGAAUACAUACCCGGCUGUAAAUACCUGCUCGCCGCUGUGAAGUAACCUUUGUGGUUAAUUUACCUUUAACUCUUAUUACAAAGAAAAUGCAUCCUGUUAAACAUUAAUAAGAAAACACAAGUGUCUCUUUUGUAUUACUAAUAAGUUGAAACUGAUGGGUAUGUUAUGAAAACAACAUCUUUGGAUCAAAUGGGUGACAAUCUGAUCUCAUUUUUCACUCUAGUUCAUUUCUCUCCUCCUAACUGCAGUGGAAGAGAGUACAACAAACCAAACAGCCGCAGCCUUUGUAGGUUUAAAACUAAAAUAUCAGAUGCUGCUAUUGCAAAACAGUGUUUUGUUUUUUUAUUUUGUUAAAUUGUAAUUUGUUUUAAAUUUUUACUAUUCCAGCACCCUCUGGCCUCUGACCCUAGUCUGAUUAAUACACGCUUUCUAAUGUUAAUCAUAUUGGUUUUAAUUUAUUGUGGCUUUAUUUUCUAUAAAGCACUCAGUGCACUACAAGUGUCUGAUGGUGAAAUAAGUGUGAUGGCGUACUGCGACCAGCCUGAGGUCACGUUAAGAGAGUUCAUCUAUUUUGUGCUACUGACUGACAAGACGACCAUUAAUGAGUGGACUUGAUCACACUGGUGUUAGCUUAGUAGACAUUAUAAUUUGCAUAAUGUGAGGUUCAUUUUUCUUCCUGUCUGAGGAACCUUAUCACCCAGUUUUUAUGCACAACCUAUAGCGAUUAGUGAUAUAAAACCAAUGAGCUAAUUCACACUUGUACCACAUUAGCAACAUGUUCUUGUUUUUUGAGUUUUUGGGGGAGUUUUGGGUUCCUUUUUUUUUUUUACUUGCAGUGAGAACCUAAGUGUUAAACCGACUUUUUUUCUGGUAUGCCUUCAUGUAACACAAGGCUGCUUUAACACAAGGUGGGGCUCUGAGUAACAAACUAAAAUUAUCUCAAUUUUGGGUGUCGAUGACUUUAAGGACUAUACUAUUAAGCCAGAUUAUUCAAUUGCUUAAUGCAGAGAAAUGUCUAAAGCUGUGUCUGUUAAAAUGUCUUGACUUCACUGUGACUAUGUGAUGGCCUAUAAAAAAAGAAAAGUGCA